UCACGUGGUACAGACGCUGUGGCGUAGUGACGUUAUCGCUGUGGUGUCUGUCAGCGGCAGCGGCUCCAGACCGGGCUUUUUUCCCCUUCUGUCGUGGAGCGGGGAGGCUCCUCAAUCCGCCGCGGCCAUGGCUCAAUACAAGGGGGCCGCCAGCGAGGCGGGCCGCGCUAUGCAUCUAAUGAAGAAGCGAGAGAAGCAGCGGGAGCAGAUAGAGCAGAUGAAGCAGCGGAUCACGGAGGAGAACAUGAUGAAGUCCAACAUUGACAAAAAAUUCUCUGCUCAUUACGAUGCGGUGGAGGCCGAGCUCAAGUCCAGUACUGUGGGUCUUGUCACCCUGAAUGACAUGAAGGCCAAACAGGAAGCUCUGGUAAAGGAGCGGGAAAAACAGUUGGCUAAAAAGGAGCAGUCUAAGGAGCUCCAACUAAAGCUAGAGAAACUUCGAGAAAAGGAACGCAAGAAGGAAGAGAAGCGGAAGAUCUCCAGCCUCUCCUUCACCCUGGAUGAGGAGGAGGAGCCUGAGGAGGACGACGAGGAAGAGCUAGAUGAGGACUUGGUAGAACGGGAAGAGGUACCCUCAAAGAAGAGAAAACUAGGGAAGAACCCAGAUGUGGACACAAGCUUCCUUCCUGACCGAGACCGGGAGGAAGAAGAAAAUAGGCUUCGAGAGGAGCUUCGGCAGGAAUGGGAAGCCAAGCAGGAGAAGAUCAAGAGUGAGGAAAUUGAGAUCACAUUUAGUUACUGGGAUGGCUCUGGGCACCGAAGAACCGUAAAGAUGAAGAAAGGGAACACCAUGCAGCAGUUCUUGCAGAAGGCCCUGGAGAUCCUGAGAAAAGAUUUCAGUGAACUGAGGUCAGCAGGAGUAGAGCAACUCAUGUACAUCAAGGAAGAUCUUAUCAUACCUCAUCAUCACAGCUUCUACGACUUCAUCGUCACCAAAGCCAGAGGGAAGAGUGGGCCACUUUUUAACUUUGAUGUUCACGAUGAUGUUCGGCUGCUUAGUGAUGCCACAGUGGAGAAGGAUGAGUCACAUGCCGGAAAGGUGGUGCUGAGGAGUUGGUAUGAGAAGAACAAGCACAUUUUUCCUGCCAGCCGUUGGGAGCCUUAUGAUCCAGAGAAAAAGUGGGACAAGUACACCAUCAGAUGAUCACCUGGAAAAGAUCCAUAAUAAAAAUCGGACCACCAGAGGAAAACAGAUGACCAAGAAAUAUCAUCACUACCAAAGAUAGAAAAAGCAACAAGGGAAUCAAUAACUCUACAAGGAGAUGUUAUUUGUCAGGAGCUCUAGGGUGAUACAGCUACUUUCCAGGGAGGUCAAUUUUUUAUUUCUGACUUCAGACAUGGAGAGAAAUGCUAGGUGGUCAAAUAAGAGAGCCUAGUGAUAUAGCUGUUUCUUUCCUUUAAAAAAAAAAAGAUAUUUCUGGAGGGAUGGGGUGUUCUUUAAUGGAAUUAUGAUUUAACCUCCUUGGGAUUCUGAUUUUAGAAAGAAAGCUAUUUUUAAGAUACUUUUGUAUCAUCAUUUUUUUUAAGGACCCCAAAUUUUAGGAAGAAACAAAUCUGAAAAAGGAAGAGGCGGGAGUGGCAGAAAUUAGUAAGAAUAGCAUCAGUACUGUUACAAGGUUUUGAUUUUUCUGAUCCUUUACCUUUCUUUGGAGUUGGGGGUGGGGGAGGUGGGAGGUUUUAGAUAAUUUUCAGUAAGGAGGAAACUAUUGCUUUUGAGUCUCUUAGGCCAAAGGAGGAGACAUUUUUCCAGAUGAAUAUCUGAAUAGCUAAAAAAAAGAUCCUUGUAAUGUAUUGAGAACUUCCCUGUUGAGUUUAUUGUGGGUUUGAUGUUUAAUAUAUUUUUGACUCCUUAAAUUGACUUGAUUUUCUUUUUCCUCUAUCAUAAACUCAAAAAGCUUUCCAUGUAAAGAUGCAAUGACUUUGGAGGGGGAAAGAAUAUAGUUUAAAUAGGCCUGGGCAUCUUAGGAACAGUAAAAUGUCAAAAUAACAAGCCUUAUUGGCAAAAGUUGAAUCAGCAAAUAGUCUAGCAUGUUCUAGGAGAAUCCAGAAGAGAGUAGGAAGCACCAUUUUCUGCCAGCCUUUGGAUCUUCUGGACAAUAGCUAAUAGCAUGUUUAGCUAGCUAAACCUCAAUGGACUGUUCUGUUUAAGAGCAAUAUUUUAUGGCUUCCAAGGGAAAUAAAUGCAUUUGAUUGCUAACUGAAA
Messenger RNA from Monodelphis domestica (gray short-tailed opossum), 2203 nucleotides. RefSeq names its product family with sequence similarity 50 member A (gene FAM50A). The record is from RefSeq and is a predicted model, not a curated record. Gene Ontology annotation, cellular component: nucleus. NCBI's taxonomy places the organism in Eukaryota, Metazoa, Chordata, Mammalia, Didelphimorphia, Didelphidae. Gene Ontology annotation, biological process: chromatin organization.